Messenger RNA from Hordeum vulgare subsp. vulgare (domesticated barley), 797 nucleotides. Its product is annotated as oligosaccharyltransferase complex subunit ostc-like. NCBI's taxonomy places the organism in Eukaryota, Viridiplantae, Streptophyta, Magnoliopsida, Poales, Poaceae. The record is from RefSeq and is a predicted model, not a curated record. The transcript has a single exon. Gene Ontology annotation, cellular component: oligosaccharyltransferase complex. Bases 38 to 595 code for a protein of 185 amino acids.
CCCCCGCACACAGCAGACCCAAAUCCCCCAAGUCUCCAUGGCUCCCAGAUCGGAGCACGCCGGCGGGAGCGCCUCGGCGGCAGCGGCAGCGGCGGCGGCAGCUGCCCAGAGCCACGGAUCCGGCUUCGACUCCAUGGACCCCUUCUUCCACGCCCUCCGCGUGGUCCCCUUCGCCUUCCUCCAGCCGCCGCGCACCCGCCUGAAGCUGCCGUCCAACCUGGCGCUGCCGUCCCCGAUGGUCGUCUUCUCCCUCAUCCUGCUCACCUACUUCGCCGUCGUUUCCGGCCUCGUCUACGACGUCAUCGUCGAGCCCCCGGGCAUCGGCAGCUCCCAGGACCCGGCCACGGGCGCCGUCCGCCCCGUCGUCUUCCUCCCCGGCCGCGUCAACGGCCAGUACAUCAUCGAGGGCCUCUCCUCCGGCUUCAUGUUCCUCCUCGGGGGCGUCGGGAUCAUCCUCCUCGACCUGGCGGUCGACCGCACCAGGCCCCGCAGCCUGCGCGUCUCCUUCGGCGGCGCCGGCGUCGCCGCCAUCGUCAUCGCCUACGCCAUGGCCAUGCUCUUCCUCCGCAUCAAGAUACCCGGAUACCUAUGGUGAGGCCGCAAAAUCAUCUCCCCAGUUCAUUAUGCCCAGAUCCGUCAUCAGAUCUGAGGAUGCUAAAGCUGCUGCUGAUGACCCUAGUGUACAAUUUAAGUUAUGUUACCAUAGGAUGUUUUGUUGCACUCGAAUUUCAGUUGGUGGUCUGAGGAUUAUCUAUUUCCAAUGAUACUAAAAUAGUUAUGUUCCUUUUUUUCUGAAA